Molecule: messenger RNA, 1437 nt
Organism: Doryrhamphus excisus (bluestripe pipefish)
Lineage: Eukaryota; Metazoa; Chordata; Actinopteri; Syngnathiformes; Syngnathidae
Product: ADP-ribosylation factor-like protein 8A
Biological process (GO): protein transport; anterograde axonal transport
Cellular component (GO): lysosomal membrane
Molecular function (GO): GTP binding; GTPase activity
Source: RefSeq, a predicted model, not a curated record
UGCGCCUCAUUUUGUGUGGCUUGUCGGGAGAGGCGACUGUAGUAAACAGCAGCGAAAAGACAGCAGGCGUUAGCGUCUCGAAGUACAGACAAAAGACAUCUCCCUUUCGGCUGCGGUAAAGGCCGACUGUGUGGCUCGGUUGUCCGUCACCUUCUCGGCUCGUCACAUUGAUUGACGGCGUGGAAAAAAACAUCGUCGGGGCGUUAGCCAACCAGCUAGUUAGCUAGCCGAGCCACUUAGCCGUAGCAGCCGGAGCUCGUUUCAUUAGCAUUAGCAUCAGCAGCGGACGACGAGGAUGAUAGCGCUUAUCAACAAACUGCUGGACUGGUUCAAGGCGCUCUUCUGGAAGGAGGAGAUGGAGCUGACCCUGGUGGGGUUGCAGUACUCCGGGAAGACCACCUUCGUCAACGUCAUAGCGUCUGGCCAGUUCAGUGAAGACAUGAUUCCGACAGUGGGCUUCAACAUGAGGAAGAUCACUAAAGGCAACGUCACCAUCAAGCUGUGGGACAUUGGUGGACAGCCUCGUUUCAGAAGCAUGUGGGAGCGUUACUGCAGAGGAGUCAGCGCCAUCGUCUACAUGGUGGAUGCAGCUGAUCCGGAGAAGAUUGAAGCUUCUAAGAAUGAACUCCACAAUCUGUUAGACAAGCCUCAGCUUCAGGGAAUCCCUGUUCUGGUUCUGGGAAACAAGCGGGAUCUGCCAGGAGCUCUGGAUGAGAAGGAGCUCAUUGAGAGGAUGAACCUGUCAGCCAUCCAGGACAGAGAGAUCUGCUGCUACUCCAUUUCCUGCAAGGAGAAGGACAACAUCGACAUCACCCUCCAGUGGCUGAUCCAACACUCUCGGACCAAGAGGAGCUCCUGAGAGAAGACAUACCUCCCCAUCAGCCUGGCCACGCCCACUUGAUCAAGCCCCUCCUUCAUGAACAUGCCCCCCCCCCUCAUGUUUUAUCUUUGUUUACAUCUUCCAUAAACUACACUAGCCAUCAUGUGCCCUGCUCUGAUUGGUUGGUGGUGGCUUGAAGCAUUUUUUUUUUUAAUUUUGAGGCGGUGGGGUAGUGAUAGUUUUCUCUGGCUCCGCCCCCGACAUGCUCACACAUCAAACAGGAAGCAGUCACAAUUAGACCCCGCCGCCCCCAGCAAGAGAUGUAUUUAGCCAAGAACUAAUUGUGUUUCUGAAUUAACGAAUGGAGGUUUUUAUAAAGAAGAAGUGUCAUCACGGUGAAGAACAGACGAGGGACAUGAGGCUUCUUCAUGUCGCCUUCAUCACCUCAUCCUCCUCCUCAUCCGUCCAUCCGUCUUCAUCUUCCACACCCUCACAAGUUUCUCCUCUUCUUCCUCUCGUUUCUGGAUGUUUCCUUCCUGCUGCACCACAGAGCGCCCGCCCCCCUUCAAGUCUGGGCGGUGUGGCAAGGGCGUUUAAAAAAAAAAAAAAAAAAGAAA